This is a messenger RNA of Temnothorax curvispinosus, 3311 nucleotides long. RefSeq names its product ribosomal protein S6 kinase 2 beta (gene S6kII). Gene Ontology annotation, biological process: intracellular signal transduction; protein phosphorylation. Gene Ontology annotation, molecular function: ATP binding; ribosomal protein S6 kinase activity; magnesium ion binding. The record is from RefSeq and is a predicted model, not a curated record. Bases 299 to 2539 code for a protein of 746 amino acids. Lineage: Eukaryota; Metazoa; Arthropoda; Insecta; Hymenoptera; Formicidae. The transcript has 13 exons.
GACACGGUAUGUAAGUUACAUAUGUAUACAUGCAUACAUAUCGAUAGUAGUGGUCUCAUCUCAAGGGUCUGGUCAGUACUGUCAGUGUCAGUAGUCAGUAGUGGUUAUUUGGUUAAUAUAGUAGUUGAUCUCUGUGAAUCUUCGCUGUUGGUUCGUGUUGAUCAAACUCAACUACAGUAAAGUUGCUUUUUGCGAAUAAAUGCUCGUAUGUGUACAUGUUGGUAACCUCAUUUAAUAAAAUAACAAGUGCUUCGCGAAAACGUUUGCAAUUCCGAAAAUAGACAAAACUUUAGAUAUAAUGCCGUUGGCGAAUCUAACGGCUCCUUGGACUGAGCAUCGUACAGAUGAGAAGCAAAGUACAGAAAUUCUUCCGGCUGAAAAUCAGGAAGAAACAAUGAUUACUCAAGGAAAUUUAAUUGAAAGAUCGAACGGUUGCUCGGAAUCUCACGAGAUCGAGGUACGCGAUAUGGCGAGGGAUGGUUACGAGAAAGCCGAACCUUCUCACUUUGAAUUAUUAAAAGUCCUUGGCCAAGGAUCCUUUGGCAAGGUAUUUUUAGUAAGAAAAGUCGUUGGAAAAGAUAGUGGGACUCUAUACGCUAUGAAAGUCUUGAAGAAGGCGACCUUAAAAGUUCGCGACAGAGUCAGAACCAAAAUGGAGAGAAACAUAUUGGUAGAUGUGGAACAUCCAUUCAUCGUCCGACUGCAUUAUGCGUUUCAAACCGAAGGGAAACUUUACUUAAUUCUAGACUUUCUAAAAGGUGGCGAUCUCUUUUCCAGAUUGUCUAAAGAGGUAAUGUUUACGGAAGAUGACGUCAAGUUUUAUUUGGCUGAACUAGCACUCGCAUUGGAUCAUAUACAUAAACUCGGAAUUAUUUAUCGGGAUUUGAAGCCCGAAAACAUUUUGUUAGACACAGAAGGCCAUAUAUCUUUAACGGAUUUUGGCUUAAGCAAGCAACCUUUAGACGAUUCGAAAGCGUAUUCGUUUUGUGGCACUGUCGAAUAUAUGGCACCGGAAAUUGUCAACAGAAAAGGACAUACUUUUACAGCGGAUUGGUGGAGUUUCGGUGUCUUAAUGUUUGAAAUGCUAACAGGCGCUCUCCCGUUCCAAGGUGCAAAUCGUAAAGAGACGAUGACGCAAAUCUUGAAAGCUAAACUCGGAAUGCCGCACAAUCUUUCGUCGGAAGCACAAGCACUUUUGAGAGUAUUGUUCAAGAGAAAUCCAGCGAAUCGUCUUGGAUCUGGUGGAGUGGAAGAAAUUAAAAGCCAUAUUUUCUUUGCUACCAUCGACUGGGACGCUCUUUAUAAAAAGGAAAUAAGACCGCCGUUUAAACCAGCUGUUCGAGAAGACGAUGCGUUUUACUUUGAUAAUGAAUUCACCUGUAAAACACCUAAAGAUUCUCCCGGAGUACCACCUAGCGCAAACGCUCACGAAUUAUUUCGCGGAUUCAGUUUUAUCGCACCGUGUUUGCUCGCGGAUGUGGAUCACGUUAUGUCACCCGAAUAUCGAAACUAUGAUAAUAUUAGCGCCAUUUUUCCAACCUAUGUCAAUCCUGUUUCCAUAACUGACGAGUAUGAAUUUAAACACGAAAUUGGCAGAGGAAGCUACAGUGUGGUAUAUUUGGCUAUUCAUAUAGCAUCCAAGAUGGAGUACGCUGUAAAGGUGAUUGAGAAAUUGAAACGAGAUCCGACGGAGGAAAUAGAAAUUCUGUUGCGAUACGGUAGGCAUCCCCACAUUGUAACGUUGAGAGCGGUUCACGAAGACGAUAAACGAGUGUAUCUCGUAUUGGAACUUUUGCGCGGUGGUGAGCUUCUCGAUCGUUUACUACAGAGACGAAAUUUUACCGAAAGGGAAGCUGCCGAGGUCAUUUACACUGUUACGAGUGUGGUACAUUAUCUCCACGAGAACGGAGUCGUUCAUAGAGACUUGAAGCCAUCAAACAUUCUGUAUACGAGACCUGGCGGUGACCCAACGACACUUUGUAUAUGUGAUCUUGGUUUCGCGACGCAAUUACGAGCGGAGAAUGGUUUGCUAAUGACGCCCUGUUACACGGCCAAUUUUGUGGCGCCCGAAGUGUUGAAACGACGAGGAUAUGACGCAGCGUGUGACAUCUGGUCACUCGGAGUUUUAUUGUACAUCAUGCUAGUUGGGUACACGCCUUUCCGUAACAGCCCAGGAGAUAGCGCGAGCGAUAUAUUAGGUCGUAUUGGUUCAGGAUAUAUAGAUGUGGAAAGUGGGAUAUGGUGUCAUAUUUCCAACGAAGCUAAAGAAUUGGUUAAGAGGAUGUUGCACGUAGAUCCCACUCGGAGACCUACGGCGGCUAUGAUUUUAAAGCAUCCAUGGAUUGUAAAUCGACAUCGUAUCCCUCCAAAAGUAUUGCCGGAUGUUAUUAAAGAUCCACAUAGCCUCAAGAUGGCAGUCGCAGAGACGUAUAGAGUAAUAGCGAGUAAUCCGAGAUCACCGCAUAUCGGUCCCGUGGUUAUGUCCGAAUUGGCACGUCGUAGAACACAAGGCAAAUCCAGUGGUCUUACUCAAGUUUAACUUUAAUAUCUCUUGUACAUAAAGCUUUUACUUUUAUCUCAAAAUGGAAAUACUUAGAAUAACAAAAUCAUAUUUCUAAGUACAUACAAGCAAAAGUAGUUUAAAGUGCCCAUAUUGUAAAUGACGUUAAUAUCAUCGUGGAAAGUAUAUAAUGGAAAACGUUUAUGAGACAAUGAGCCGAAUGUGAUAUUUAUUUAUAGAGUUAAAGUUACGUACGUUCAAUAUGUACAUGUACCAAUACAUAUACCUAUGCGCACCCAUGCACGCACGCACGCACAUACAUACCUAAGCCUAAGCACAUGGAUGUGCACAUGCAUGUGCUAUGGCAGCUAUGUUACGUGUUACCAAAUACCCAUGAUUCUAUAACAGUGCAAAAGGUCGAAAUGAGCAAGUUUAGUUACUUUUUAAAUUAUUUUUUUUACACUUGAUCGUUUUAUCUUAUAGAAAAGAAUCAGGAAAGUGGAAAAAGAUGGUGCCUGGAAUACGUGUGUGUUGAACUAAUCAAUAGUGAUUUAAUAAUCCAAGUAUUUCUCGCGAUACGUUACUUGUGAAAUUUCAUCUGUGCAUCUGUGCUGUGUAGUUAACGUAGUCACAUUUAAUUUUUUCACUCAACCUAUGCCGGAUAAGUGUUUUUUAUAUUUCCGCCUAAACUCGUGGUUUGUAAUUUUGGAACACACUUGUAAAGAUCUCGAUGUUUGCGCGAAUUUGAGUUCUAGAAGAAAUAUGAUGGUGUAGUAACUGCAAAACGGAAUAAAAUUAUAUGUAAUCAUUG